AUGUCCUCCCCCUUGUUCGCCGCCUCGACCGCGCCCGCGGCCGUCUCCUCCACGUCCGGCAUAGCCCCCCUGCUCGCCGCCUCGGCCGCGGCCGCGCGUCGCGUCGGCGUGUCCACCGAAAAGCUCGGCCCCGGGCUCAGGGCCGCCUCUGCCCCGCCCUCGGCCACCCCCGCCUCCGCGCCCGCGGCCUCCUUCGUGCUGCCCGCCCGAGGACUCGCCACCGCGGCAGUGGCCGCCGCGCCUGCCGCCUCCUCCACGACCGCCGCCGCGCGAAGACAUUUGCAAGAUCGCAGCUUUAGAGCGAGAGCAGGAAGCCUCGUACUACUUGCAGCUGAAGCGGAGGCGUCGAGGUCACAAUUCAAGAAGUUUGACUUGAAACAAAGUUAG
This is a messenger RNA of Brachypodium distachyon (stiff brome), 387 nucleotides long. Its product is annotated as 60S ribosomal protein L22-like. The transcript has 2 exons. NCBI's taxonomy places the organism in Eukaryota, Viridiplantae, Streptophyta, Magnoliopsida, Poales, Poaceae. The record is from RefSeq and is a predicted model, not a curated record. Bases 1 to 387 code for a protein of 128 amino acids.